Molecule: messenger RNA, 4629 nt
Organism: Struthio camelus australis
Lineage: Eukaryota; Metazoa; Chordata; Aves; Struthioniformes; Struthionidae
Source: RefSeq, a predicted model, not a curated record
UUUUCCGUUUGUUUGUUUCACAGGUGGCCCUGAAAUAUGGCAGUCAAAUGGACUGAUGGGCAUUCCUCCUCUAUACUGUGCCUGAACAUAAACAAGGAAGGGCUGGUAGCUUCAGGAGCAGAAAGAGGCGAGCUCACCAUCUGGGAUGGAAAAGGCAUUCCAGUAGGACAGCUCCAGCUUUGUAAGGCAGAUGAUGUUACCUCUGUUGUGUUCUCUCCCACCUGUCCUACCAGGCUGUACACUUCCCAUGGAGAAACUAUCAGUUUGCUGGAUGUUCGAUCUCUUAAGGAGCCUACUGAAUGCUUCCAAGUGAACGAGGAGGAGAUCAGUUGCCUUUCAGUGAACGAGACUGACAAUUUCUUGGCUGCAGCAGAUGAUUCUGGGACAAUAAAGAUUAUAGACUUAGAAAACAAGAAAGUCAGCCGGUCCUUGAGACACUCAAAUAUCUGCUCCUCUGUUGUCUUUCGACCUCAGAGGCCACAAAGCCUUCUUUCCUGUGGACUGGACAUGCAGGUUAUGCUGUGGAACCUGCAGAAGGCUCGUCCACUGUGCACCACAAACUUGCAGGACUGUGAAAUGGAUGAAGCCAAUCCACAGACAGCUGGCCACUUCCUUAACCCGCCACUUGCACAUUCCCUGUCUGUCGCAUCAUGUGGCAACAUCUUUGGUUGUGGAGCUCAAGAUGGUAAAGUCAGAAUCUUCAGGGUCACCGGUGUUAAGUUUGAACAUGAGUUAGGAUUUAAAGGUCACAGUUUGGGAGUGUCACAGGUCCUUUUUAUGCCAGAAGCAUAUUGGCUGCUGACUGGAGGAAAUGACGGGAAAGUCUUGCUCUGGGAUGUCAGCAAUGGUGUUGGGAAACAACAGAAAAGCCCGGCAAAAUCUCUCCAGAGAAAGAAGGCCCAAGCACCUACUUCCACCAAAAAAGAGGGAAAGCCCAACAAAAUGGUUUCAAAUGAACAUGCUAGAAUUUUACCAAAGCUAACCAUUGAACAUGGAGAGAAGGUGAACUGGAUCUCCUGUACAGAGAUCAAAGGCUCUAAGAGAGUAUUAGUUGCUGAUCAGAGUAGUUCUAUAUCUGUGUAUCCAUUACCAGAAGCCUAGGUGCUGAAAUGUUUAAGGAAAUUUGUGGUGAAGAAUCAUUUCCUAGGGUGUUUGAAAUGACAGUUUCAAACUGUCAGCUACAUCUGCUGACAGUGAACUGAACAAUGAAACCUCCUGUAGCCUCAGGAAUGGCAAGAGAUUUGCUGUGUUAUUUCAUGCAAAUACUUAUGAUGUUAACUGACCUUGCAUGGUAUUUUCCAGUGGCUAGUAUUCACCUCAAAAUUUUCUGGUAGAGUUGGCAAUUUGCGUCUUAAAUUUAAGUGAAACUGGUUUCAAUAGAUUUGGGAAAAUAUUAGUUCAAAACUGACCGGAUAUAAUUAAGAUUGGAGGAAGAAAUUCACUUCAACAGGGAAACCCACAAUACUAAAUUAGGAUGCUGAGCAGUAAUAAAGAUGUAACUGGCUGAGCUCCUUGCAUUUGUACAGGGAGUCUGAACUAUUUCAGUGCUUUACUUUACCUUCCCUAUUAAACUGUGUCACAGUUAGCUUAAAUUGGACACAGUGUAUUUUUCGUUAAUUUGUCAGUGGGUGCCUUUAAGACUAAAAACACAUUUGUAAAUUAACUUCUCUAAUGAGUAAUCAAAUCCCUGUAACAGUCACUGUCAGUUGGAUUUUUUUUCACCCUGUAAGCAAAGGAACUGGAGAAAAUGUUAACAAGUGUUUACUUGGUCAGUCAUCUUACACAUGUAAUUUGCUUUCAAAAAUGUUAUUUACUCCAGGAGAGAAAAAUAACUAUUGCAUUUGUCUCAAUAAAUGCUUGAUCUUUCACUGCACCCUUGAGCUCAUGCUCACGCUGGUAUUACCAAUCUUACGGGCUAAGCAAAAUUGUACCACAAAGUAGAUUUUAUAGUCAUCACAGAGUAAAUGGAAAGGGCCAAAUGCACUGCUCUUCCUUACCCAAAUACUUCCAUUGUUUCACAAAGCUGUUCUAAAUACAACAAGUAGCAUUAGGCCCUUAUGGCUUGUUAGAAAUGCUUCUUAAUUUGCAAGUUAAAGGCAGGAAAAAUGUAAAAAGUGGGAAUGCCUCAGAUCUUGACAUGCUUAAUUCAUGCUAAAUUUCCCAUGCAAUGGGCAGAUAAUUAAAAGAAAAAAAGCUUAUUUUCUCAGGCUGUCCUGAGCUUCUUACAGGCAAAGAGUGAAUGCGUUGUACUGGUUAAAUUGCUGUUUUAAUUCAUUUGUCUGUGUGCUGUCUUCAGUAUUUAUGUUACCAGUCACACGUUACCUACCUUUUUUUUAUUUUUGAUGGAACAAAUUUCCAGGCCUUUGUGUACCCAGCUCCUGCAAAUAAUUAGCCAGUAGCACUGGCUGUUCAACCAUUAUGGAAGACAUUCUAACAAACAGCCUUGUUUUUGCUGUACUUCAUUGUCAGAAGUAAUUCCCAGCAAGCCAGUACAACUUGUCAUUCUCAUCCAAAUCUAAUUUUACUUAAAAAGAAAUUUGCUUAUGCAGUCUCUAAUACCAGGAGGCUUUGGCCCAAGACAAGAAGUGAUAGGCACUACAGCAAAAUAAAGCCUAAACACAUUAGAAACCAGCAUAGUGUAGAUAUCCCCUUCCACAUCACCUUCAAAUUCAUCUUAUACAUGAAGACAGACAGGAUCACUUGGUCAGAGGAAGUGAUCCAAAUGCAUAAUUCACUAUGUAAUAUGUUCAUGAACAUGUGUCUGUGCAUCUAUGAACUAUAUUUAGAUGUACAGGCUAUAAAAAGCCUCAGUGCAAAACAACCUCCAGCAGGAAUCAGAUCCCCUGUGCAUGUUGUUGCUGACUGCUUCAGGAGAGUGCAAGCCUAUUCCAGCUUUAUUUCUUCUCUUCUUGUUUUCCAUGAAGAUGACUAAAGACGGCGUGUCUCUGCGCUCCCUGAACAAGACAUUAAACAGGUUAUUAAAGGGUUGUUUUAAUAAUACAUUAAGGGGCAAGAAAGGACAAUCCUUUUCCGGAAAAAGGAGGUACGGGAUGGGGCAGGGGGGGAAAAGACAAGACUAUCCUGUAGUGGUCUGUUAGCAACAUGAACUUUUACUUCCCUUGGAAUUUUUCAUGGGAAAUAAAGAGAAUAUAAAUAUAUAUUGUGUGUAUAUGGAAAGGGAGCAGUUCAUGAGCGAUCUUCUCUUUCUCUCUUAUUCAUUUGAGAGCGGACGGGGACAAAGCAACACGCUGCACCACUUCAUGAAUGCCAUUCUGGACAGCUUGCAAGCUGCUAGCCCCACGUGUUUUGCUACAAGGUUCUGUGCAAUUGCUUGAUCAGCAAAGACCUAUGGCUUCUUGAAGUGUUGCCAAGCACCUAUGGGUAAAGGGAAGUUCUAGUUCACACUCUGCUAUGGUGCAGUUCUACAUGAUUUGUGCUGAGAUUCGUGCUGAAUUUCUGAAUUUGGACAAACAGCUGAGAAUCUAGAGGGUUCAAAGAUAGGAAGUAAGCAGCUAUAGUUAAGAAAGAUCAUCUAUUUUUUUUAAAGAUAUGUUCUAAGAAACAAAAUCACUGUCACUGAGGAACUGGGACAUAGGUGAUGCUGAUUCACCUUCCAUUUUCAAAGUCUGUACCCAGAAGAGGCUUGCAAAAAUACUUGACCAACAGGUUCGUUGGCUUCAUGUAAAAAUAACCUGACACAUGCUGCCCCUACUGCUAUCAGUCCACACGUUCAGCUGCAGCGUGACAUUACAGUCACCAGCAGACCGUGUUGCUAAGCAGCUAGGUAGAUAGAAGGAUCGAAUGCAAGCCACUUGCACUGACAGACGACUUUUCUAAUGCAAUGACCACUGCUCUUCAGGAAGAAGGAAAGAGUUGAAAAAGGGUCUGAAAUUCUCCAGUUAUCAGAGACAGGCAAGACACUGUUCCCUUUCAGUAUUCACACAUAUAUGAAAAUUCACUGUCUUUGAAGGUACUGUGCAAAUAGCAAGAAAUGCGUGUGUCAACUUAGGUGACAUACAUGUAAAUCUAGUUUAUGUGUAGUAAAAAUGAUUACUGUCCAUCAAUAUUAUCAUUGCUGAUGAAAUGCAGUACUUCUGUCUAUGAAAUUAAUGUUUCAGAUAUUGAUAUUUGCCUAUAUAUUCAAAUUAUGAAAAUACUGUAGUCAAAGACCAGGUCUCCACUGUAACAGCAGUGGUGCGGUAACAAAGAUGAUCUUUUCUCCAGACAUGACAAUUUACACUUCAGAAUACAACAAACUUCUGUGCCACUUCUUUGCUCUACAUAGUGUUAUUUUAUACCAACAGAUCUCAGCUGAGGAGAAUCCCCCAGUGUAGAGACUUAGGCUUCAAGACUUGAGCUUUUACUCUUUAGUUCCCUUCUCUUUUCUGGCUUCUGUAACCAACAUGUAGUAUAGACAAGGCUACAGUCAAAAGGAAUUGGGUCAGAAAGACAAAGUAAAAAGCAUAGUAGAUACAACCGCAGAGGAGCCUAAGUCAAAUCGACUCCAAUGGGAAUCUGCUGUUUGAAGCUGGCCACAAAUGACAGAUGUUAACAGAAGCCCCUAUAUACAGUAUGAGAUUGCUAGGUCUCCCAGAAAUUAAGAUGUAUUUGAACGACUGCUGUGCUGUA